Messenger RNA from Nylanderia fulva, 845 nucleotides. NCBI's taxonomy places the organism in Eukaryota, Metazoa, Arthropoda, Insecta, Hymenoptera, Formicidae. The record is from RefSeq and is a predicted model, not a curated record.
UUUUGUCCACACGUGUUACUUACAUGUCUUUAUGUCUGUCAUCUGUAUAAAAGUCUAUUUUUUAAUUCGUCUGCCAAGUGUUUGUUUAUGUUUCAAAUUUUGCUUUUGUAGAUAACUUCAGAACAGAGAGCUUCGGCAUUUUUGAUGCAUGAAGUUAUAUCUUCCGUCCCUUUGUAAUUCAACAAUACAUCCAAUCGAAGAAGGACAAGUGAUACAUUAAAGUGAUUAAAGAGGAAUUGUUUUCUUUCUUUUUAUAUUGUGUCUAGGUUUCUUAUUUGGUUAAUGUUUGUUUCAAAGUCAAGAAUCCGAACAAGAAGAAAAAAGCUUUGUUUGCGCUUUUCAUCAAAUAUUACGGUAGUAAAAAUUCGCGACUAUCAUGUCAACGUUAAAUAAUUCGCUUUCUACCAUGAAAAACGACGAAUCGCAGGAGAAUAAUUUUUUAUAUACCAACGAAAUAAUCGAGCAGAUGUCGAAUGACGAGAGGAGAAAUUCGUCAUGCGAUCUCAUGAAGAAGAUAUAUCCUUCGGAUUUCAGGAGCUGGUCGAUUUUUAACCUGCUAAAACCCGAAUUUAUCAAGCAAAUUCGCAUGGUUAUGGUAUAUGGUGACUACGCUAACAAAGCUCUAGUUGUGACAAAAAAUAAAAUGUGUAUAAUUUGGAUUAUGAUAGAAAUAAUGUCUAUUUGAAUGAUAAGAAUGCUGACACACAUAUUGGGAUCUACUCAACAAUUAUAAAAGAACUGUGGGGAAAACAUAAAGACCUUUGCUCACAGCACCUAUUUUAUGCUGGCACUUACAGAAGAGGGAGAAGUAAUAAAUCAAAGAAUUUAUAUCUUGAAUGGCACAU